AUGUCCAUCGCCAACGACAACAUGUGGACCUCGACCACCAACCUCGAGGACUCCUCCCUCUUCACAACCGACCCCGCCUUCGGCCGGUCCACCGGCAGCGGCAUCUACACCUCCUACUCGGCCGCGAGCGGGAAGGCGAAGGUGGCGCGAGUAGAGGAGGGGUGGAGCGAGAACCGGGCCUGUCGCCAGCGGUUCGAGGAGACCUACCCGCUGGUACUCAUGAACCGACUUCACGAGGAGGACUGGCUGGCGAUCAUUCGCAAGGUCAACGAGUUCUGGGGGCCAAUAGUGGAGGAGAGUCACAAGCUGUGCAAGAUGGACGGGCUGCUGUCGUACACCAUCCUGUCGGUGCCCGUGCACAUGGCCAAGCAGAGGCGCCUCGAACACGCCAUCACCGCCGCACGCCGCCACAUUUGCUCCUUUCUCGACAAGCUAAAGCACAUUCGUAUGUGGCAGAUCAACGAGGACGUGCGGGAUGGUCACAUUAGCUUCGCGUUGAAGGACCAGGACGACCCGAGCGAGAGGUCCGGGGUCUUCAUCGAGGUCAAGCGCUACAAGAACCCGCGCAGCCACGACAGCCUCAUCGGGGACCACUUCGCCCUCGUCGGCUUCGGCGGGAAAGUCAAAGGCGAGGCCGCACUUCCUGAAGCGGGAGGAGAAGUGGUGAGCUCUCCUCCGCACCCCAAGUCACCCCGUGCUACAUCGCCCGACGCGCCGAGCUCCAAAAAUCGCAAGAAGCAUUCGCCGUCGAAGGUGGCCGCACCGCCGUCCAACUCGGCGGGCAGUAGUAGUGGGAGCAAGCAGCCACAGGGCCGGGCACGCAGCAGCACGACCGACAGCAGCGACCCCACGCGCCUCCAGCCACACCACCUGGCAGCCACGCGGCACCCGCAGCCGACGUUCUCCUACCAGCCGCCACAGCCCAUCCAGGGUCACCCGCACCCACAACUACAGCUCAACGGGCUCUACGCGGUGUCGCCCGGCCAAUUCUACCAACCGCCACUACAACUACAGCCGCAGCCUAUCAUCGUCACGCAACCACCCUUAAUGCACCCAAGCAGCCAACAACAACUGCAACCGCAACAGCUCGCCGCGCCGUUGGACCCGUGGGCGUUGAGCAUGGCGCCGCCGCAGCAGCGCCUCAGGAGCCAAUCUACGGACACGAGGCCCGCCCAGCGCGAUCUCAUCACCUGGUAA
This is a messenger RNA of Acanthamoeba castellanii str. Neff, 1197 nucleotides long. RefSeq lists its product as uncharacterized. NCBI's taxonomy places the organism in Eukaryota, Discosea, Longamoebia, Acanthamoebidae. The record is from RefSeq and is a predicted model, not a curated record. The transcript is spliced from 8 exons. The coding region runs from base 1 to 1197 and encodes 398 amino acids.